This is a messenger RNA of Echinococcus granulosus, 987 nucleotides long. RefSeq names its product GDP-L-fucose synthase. Gene Ontology annotation, molecular function: GDP-L-fucose synthase activity. The transcript has 6 exons. The coding region runs from base 1 to 987 and encodes 328 amino acids. The record is from RefSeq and is a predicted model, not a curated record. Gene Ontology annotation, biological process: nucleotide-sugar biosynthetic process. Lineage: Eukaryota; Metazoa; Platyhelminthes; Cestoda; Cyclophyllidea; Taeniidae.
AUGAGUGACGCUGCAAAGGUGAUUCUUGUGACCGGUGGCUCAGGUCUUGUUGGGCAUGGAAUACGUCUGGCAUUGGAGAAUUACAAUCUGAAAGAAUCUGGUGAAAAAUGGAUAUUUGCCUCUUCAAAGGAUAUUAACCUCUGCAGUUACACGGAGACUUUGGCUUACUUUGAGAGUGUCAGGCCUACGCACGUCGUCCAUCUGGCAGCCAAAGUUGGUGGACUCUUCGCAAACUUGAGUGACAAUCUCGGUUUUUUUCGAACCAAUAUGCAAAUUAACGAUAAUCUGCUAGACGCGUGUUCGAAGUUUGGCGUGCGGAAGACUAUCUCCUGCCUUUCAACCUGCAUCUUUCCUGAUAAUACCACCUACCCCAUUGAUGAAACUAUGGUACACAAUGGACCACCUCAUUUCUCCAACUACGGCUACGCCUACGCGAAGCGUAUGAUUGAUGUGCUCAAUCAUGCCUACACAGAGGAAUGUGGGACAGUGUUUACCUCCAUCAUCCCCACGAACGUAUUUGGUCCUUUCGAUAACUUUAAUUUGGAAAAGGGCCAUGUCCUCCCCGCUCUUAUUCACAAGGCAUACUUAGCAAAAAGCAAUCCGCUCUUUUUCCUUUCCGCAGAGGCUGAUGAGCCGUUGCUGGUGCUGGGCUCGGGCGCGCCCCUGCGACAGUUCAUCUAUUCCAUCGACCUUGGCCGUCUGAUAGUGUGGGUGCUGCGCCACUACGAUCAGCCUGAACCCAUUAUUCUCUCCGUCCCCGAGACCGACGAAAUCUCCAUCAAGGAUGCCGCCUCUGUCAUCGUCUCCGCCAUGGGAUGCACGGGUCUCACUUUUGACUCAUCCAAGGCGGAUGGGCAAUUCAAGAAGACAGCCUCAGUGGGGAAACUAAUGUCCCUCUAUCCUAAUUUCCAAUUCACUCCUUUCCCAAAGGCUAUCGCAGACACCUGCGAGUGGUUCACCGUAAACUUUGAUACGUGUCGAAAGUGA